AUGAAAUUGACAACCGGAGAGGGGUUAGUAGGGAAAACAACGGCCGAGAGGUUCACCGGCGGCUCAGACGCAACUACCGACGACCAGAGAUCCAUCAACUAGUUAGUCGAACCGCUCGGGAACCGCCUUGGGCACAAACCGGGGCUUCUAGACCAAGUUGAACUGGUUUGGUACGAGCUGGGCCGGAUCUGCUCGAGCUGGCUUCGCUGGACCGCAUUUGGGCAGUUCAAUUUGGGCUCGACGUCUCGGUCUGGCCUGGCGCUGGUCGCGAACGCGCGUCAGGUGGUUGGGACGCGUGGACAAGUGGACGGACGCGGGCAGGCUCUGGAUCCUCGGGCGCGUGCGGUGCGGGUCUCCUAUGUCGACGCAGACUGGUCCUCGGGCGUGUGGAACCAUGCGGGCGUGCUCCGUACGUAUCCUAUGCGUGCGCGGACUGAGGCGCACGUGCUUCUCGCGCUGGGAGCGAGGCGCGACGAACACGGGCGGUGGCGAUGCACGAGCAGGCAUUCGGGGCUGGUGUCUCGCGCGGGNGGGAUUGCGUGCCACGACUGGCUGCCUCACGGUUGCGUGCGGCUGGGCACUGGCGGGGUUCCGGCGGCGACGACGAUUUUCCGGCGGCUAUCGGCGGCGUUGGACGGCGGCGUUCGACGAUCCAAUACGGCGGCAAUCUGCAACCACUCCAAUAUCUUGAUCUACUCCGCCAAUACCGACUACGAGAGAAAGGCAUUUGCAGUUGAUUGGAGUCUAGAUGGUGAGAAAGUAGCAUCUGGAGGCUAG
Molecule: messenger RNA, 777 nt
Organism: Striga asiatica
Lineage: Eukaryota; Viridiplantae; Streptophyta; Magnoliopsida; Lamiales; Orobanchaceae
Source: the annotation of a GenBank genome assembly